AUGGCUUCCGAGGAUAUAGUUAAACAAGAAUUGGAAGAAUUGCAGAAACAAUUGGGGAAGAAGCAGAAAUUCGAAGACGCUGUUUCAUCUCUUAAUUAUCUGCUCCAAACCACGUAUCCAUCAGCUUCUACAUCUCUCCGUAAAUCCUUUUAUACUGUUAUAUGCCGAGUUGCUACUGUGUUGAAGACGAGAUAUACAGCGCCCGGUUUCUGGAGUGCUGGUUUAGGCCUUUUUGAGCAGGCUAUAUUGUUAGUUUCGGAAUCUUCUGAGAAGGAGCACUUGAAGGCUUGCAUUGCUCAGGCCAGGGAACAUUUGCAUCUAGAAGAUGACCCUUCGCAAACUUUGCGACCUGCAGAGACUCGUGAAAACAGAGGAUAUCUUUUUGAGGGGCACCUUACGGUAGAUCAAGAGCCACCACAUCCUGAAUGGUUGGUGCAGGCAAACCUUUUGACAGCAGCGGCUAGACUAUUUGAAGCGGAAUCCUCUCAAGGUUUAGCAACAAAUGAAAAUAUGGCAGAUGAUGUCGCUAGUGUGCUUGAAAUGCUUAGAAAUAGAAUGGAAGAAGUUGUGCCACUGAUGGAGAAUGAUGGUCCCGUAGCUCCGAGAGUUCCUCCGGCAAGUAAAGAAGUUGUGGCAAAACUUCCUGUGAUUACUCUCACAGAGGAUAUCCUUGCUAAUAUGGGGAAAGAUGCAGAGUGUGCCAUUUGCAGGGAAAAUCUGGCAUUAAACGACCAAAUGCAAGAGUUACCGUGCAAGCACACAUUCCACCCACCAUGUCUAAAGCCAUGGCUGGAUGAGCACAAUUCUUGUCCAAUCUGUCGUCAUGAGCUGCAAACUGAUGAUCAUGCAUAUGAGAGCUGGAAGGAACGUGAAAAGGAAGCCGAAGAGGAGAGGAAAGGCGCUGCAAACGCUCUUAGAGGUGGUGAAUUCAUGUAUGUUUAG
This is a messenger RNA of Lathyrus sativus (Indian pea), 942 nucleotides long. NCBI's taxonomy places the organism in Eukaryota, Viridiplantae, Streptophyta, Magnoliopsida, Fabales, Fabaceae. The record is from the annotation of a GenBank genome assembly.